AUGGUUACUCCCGCCGAUCUCAUCAGAGAACUCACUCUCACCAACAAACAUCUCACCAAGAAGAACGAGAAUCUCAGAAUGGAAAAUCACAACCUCAAAGUCACAAACGACAUGCUCAAGAACAAAGCCGCCACCGAUCAAGCCGUCAUGAAUGCCGCCAUCGCAAUCAAGAACCUCGAGACCUACAACCAAGCCCUUGAAGACGAGAACCAGCAUCUGAGGCAGCAGCUUGAGCAUUGCGCUGAGAGAAAGAGAAUCGAUGAUGAGUUGAAGGUGUUCAGAAUGGAAGUUGAGAGCAUUGACGAGGAACUGGAGAAACGUUUCAAGGAGAUGGAGAUAAUUGAGGAGCUGAACGAGCAGAUGAAGAUGUUGAGAAACGUGGAUGUUCAAGAAACUUCUCAGGAAGUUAAUCAGGAAGCUGCUCAAGGAUGUAUCAAAAAAGUCGCUCAGGAGGAUGCUCAGGAAGACUUCCAGCCAGUCACCGAGCAUACUCAAAAAGAUCAGAACGUUGUGGAGGACAAAGAGUGA
Aureobasidium namibiae CBS 147.97 is the source of this 528-nucleotide messenger RNA. RefSeq lists its product as uncharacterized. The record is from RefSeq and is a predicted model, not a curated record. The coding region runs from base 1 to 528 and encodes 175 amino acids. Lineage: Eukaryota; Fungi; Ascomycota; Dothideomycetes; Dothideales; Saccotheciaceae. The transcript has a single exon.